Rotaria sp. Silwood2 is the source of this 627-nucleotide messenger RNA. The record is from the annotation of a GenBank genome assembly. Lineage: Eukaryota; Metazoa; Rotifera; Eurotatoria; Philodinida; Philodinidae.
AUGAUUGAUCAAAUUAAAAGUCGUAUUAUGCCACGAAUUACUAAAGUUCUUGAUGAUCCAACACCUGAUCCAGAUAAAGUUGACAAAAUGCAGAAUUUGUUAUGUCAUAUAAAAUCUGAAUGUAAUAUGAUGCUUGAUCGUCAAUGGAUUUGUCUACAAUUACCUGAUAUAAAAAGUUUAUCAAUUCCAAUAAAAAUUACAAAAAUGGCUUUAUCAACUCAUUUAGCUACUCAUGAAAAGGAUCUAUUAGAAGAUUUAAGUAUUCUUGUUGAUAUAUGUUGGAUGUCAUCAUUAUCUGUAUUUGUUAUAUUAACAAUUCGUUUUGUAUAUUUAUAUGAUCCAAUAAAGCCAUCACCAAAUCUUCCAAUUGAAAUCGAUGUAAUUCAACCAUUAACUCGAUCACAUGUAUUAGCAUCAAUAUCACCAUUUGAACUUGAUAUUUAUAUAAAUUAUCAUAAAGGUGUACAUAUUGAUCAAUAUCGUUGUUCAUCAACAUCACAAUGGACAUUAGAAAAACGUUAUUCGAAAUCAGAUUGUUGUGAAACAAAAGAUAUUGGAAUUCGUGAUGUUCGUUGUGAUUCACAAUAUAUGUGUUUAUCAAUAAUGCAACAAGAUGAUUUAAAAUAG